AUGGAGCCCAGUCGGGCUCAGCUCAAAAAGGCAACAUGGACCUUCCAUCUCCACCCUAUGGGCUCACUACCCGCAGGGGGAACCACUGGUGUUGGAGCGCGUCUCUCCGGUGUGGACAAACUACAGUCCAGCAUGCGCAAACGGUUGUACAGCUUGCCGCAACACAUUGCGCAAACCCCCGUGAUCGAUGAAGGAGGCAACUGCGACAAGGACACUGAGAGGAAAAGUAUUCGGCUGAAACAUUUGCCGUCUCCUGCCAGCAGUUGCGGGAGCAGUGACGAGGACCGGAGCGGGGACUUGGAAAAGGUGGUCACUGUGAGGACCAACUUAAACGGAAACUGUCGCAUAUUUAAAGGCAGCAUCUCCUCCAUCACUGGGCGGCUGCAACCCGGUUCGGAUCCGGUGCAGAGGCGGCAGCUCCUGCCCGAUACGGACGCCGGCGGGGCGAGUGAGAGUUUCCUCGGAGAGAUCCGUCCCGGGGCUCUGCAGGCUCUGUGCGCCGCGGCCGGCCAGACCGCCCUGUUCGACCACUCAAGUUUCAUCAAGUUGGAUUGUCCUGAGCAGAUCAUUCCCGAAGAUGACAGGCUGUACCCAGCCGGCUUCAUGCACCGGCAGUUUGGAGCGAUGCUACAGCCGGGAGUCAACAAGUUCUCCCUGCGGAUGCUGGGCAGCGAGACGGCCGUGGAGCACGAGAGGGAGCGCGUCAAGUCGGCGGGCUUUUGGAUCAUCCACCCGUACAGUGAUUUUAGGUUCUACUGGGAUCUAACCAUGCUUCUGCUGAUGGUGGGGAACCUCAUAAUCAUCCCUGUGGGAAUCACCUUUUUUAAGGAUGAGCACACACCACCCUGGAUCGUCUUCAACGUAGCAUCUGACACCUUUUUUCUCGUGGACCUGGUUCUCAACUUCCGCACGGGUAUUGUCAAGAAUGACAACACAGAGAUCAUCCUGGACCCCCAGAGGAUCAAGAUCAAGUACCUGAGGGGCUGGUUCCUUGUGGAUUUCAUUUCUUCUAUACCUGUGGAUUAUAUCUUUCUCAUCGUAGAGACCCGCAUCAAAUCAGAUGUUUACAAGACGGCUCGAGCCCUGAGGAUUGUUCGAUUCACCAAAAUUCUCAGUUUGCUGCGACUGCUGCGACUUUCCAGGCUAAUCCGCUACAUCCACCAGUGGGAAGAGGUUUUCCACAUGACCUAUGACCUGGCUAGUGCCAUGGUGUGCAUCAUGAACUUGAUUGGUAUGAUGCUGCUGUUGUGUCACUGGGAUGGCUGUCUGCAGUUCCUGGUUCCCAUGUUGCAGGAUUUUCCUCCUGAUUGCUGGGUCACGAGGAAUAAGAUGGUCAAUGACACAUGGGGUCAACAGUACUCCUAUGCCCUGUUCAAGGCCAUGAGUCACAUGCUGUGCAUUGGUUAUGGCCUAUACCCCCCUAUAGGUAUGGUUGAUGUGUGGCUCACCAUCCUCAGCAUGAUUGUGGGUGCUACCUGCUUUGCCAUGUUUGUAGGACAUGCAACAGCACUCAUUCAGUCUCUGGACUCAUGCAGGAGGCAGUACCAAGAAAAGUAUAAGCAGGUAGAGCAGUACAUGUCAUUCCAUAAGCUGCCAACUGAAGUACGUCAGAGGAUCCAUGACUAUUAUGAACACCGCUAUCAGGGCAAGAUGUUUGAUGAGGAGAGCAUUUUGGAAGAGCUGAGUGAACCACUGCGAGAGGAGAUUAUCAACUUUAAUUGUCGUAAACUGGUGGCCUCCAUGCCUCUGUUUGCUAACGCUGACCCAAACUUUGUCACCUCAAUGCUGACCAAGCUGUGCUUUGAGGUUUUCCAGCCGGGGAACUACAUCGUCCGAGAGGGUACCGUGGGCAAGAAGAUGUAUUUCAUCCAGCAUGGUGUAGUCAGUGUCCUUACCAAGACCAGCAAGGACACCAAGCUUUCUGAUGGCUCGUACUUUGGAGAGAUCUGCCUUCUAACAAGAGGGAGAAGGACAGCCAGCGUGCGAGCGGAUAACUACUGUCGCCUGUAUUCUCUUUCGGUUGACAACUUCAAUCAGGUGCUGGAGGAGUAUCCCAUGAUGAGGAGGGCCUUUGAGACUGUUGCUCUCGACCGUCUAGACCGCAUUGGGAAGAGAAGCUCCGUUCUACAACACAAAGUCCAACAUCACCAAAGUUCUGGUACAGUUAACAUCCACGAGAGUGAGAUCAUCCAAAGAAUAGUGCAGCAUGAUCGUGACAUGGCCAUCACUGCACAGAACUUAAAUCCUCCCCCUUUUUCAUUGGCAAACUCGGUCAUCUGGGCUCCGCUGAUACAGGCGCCACUUCAAGCAGCUGCUGCAACCACACCACUGGCUCUUGCUUUGGCCCAACAAUCCCAACUGCCACCCAUCUUGGUAAAUCCCCUCCUGCCCCCGGAGUAAAAAAAAGUCCAUGUUGGGGCAAAUACAUCUGGUUGCUGUGGUUCAGGGUCUGGUUCUCCCGCCAUCUCUGCACAAUUCGACACUUCCUCACUGGCAUGCCUCAGGACGCAGCGCCUCUCCACUGUGUCACUCAUGUCACCCUCCCAGCCUACUUUCAGUAGCAGUCUGCCCCCUUUGCCUACACAUCAGGCUCAACCAGUUCCUCCCCAGUCCAGCAUGGCCUCAAUCUACUCCAUUAGCCAGGCCAUUGUCUCAUGCACUUCAUCCUCCCAGCUCCUCCCAGUGUCCUAUCAUGGUGAUAUGACUAUGCCUCCCCAGCCAACAGGUGUAUAUCAGCAAGGGGCAACAUGGGGGUUAGCAGGUAGGUUUGUAGCUCCCUCUGCUGCCACCAUAAGCCCUCUGAUCUCCAGCUCCAUCAGCUCCAUACUCAACCCCCUGCAGCACACCAUUCAACCCAACGUGCAGCAAAUGCAGUCCAACCAGGACAAAACAAGCAGGAUAUCCAGGGGUCCAAACUUGCCCAAUUUUCCCUUCAUUACCAGCACCCAGUGCUCCAGUGGAUUUUUUCAGUCAAAGGCUGGUGCUGGUUCUGGGGUCACAGCCUCUCUUGCAAAGCACAAUUUGUCUGGCCUCCAGUGUAUUUUCCUGCCACAUGUUCACCUUGAAAACUCAGCACUCGCCUCACUGGCCCAGUAUGGUUCAGAUGAGGGUUUGCCCUGCUGUACACCUCCAGCCCACAGUCCCAGGAUAGUUCCUGUGAGAGGAACUGCAGCUUCCCACAUUGAGCUCCCUGUCACCAUCUCUCACAGCCCCUUGACCACUCAGACCUCCUGCUCUGUAGCUGAGUCCUCAGAGGAUCACUUUAGCCAGGUAAUAAAGACAAUCUCAGGCUCUCAAGAGAGUAUUCACCAGGAAAGGCCUUUGGCCAUAGGCGGCUCCUCGGAAGUGUUAGCAGGGACAUUGAACACCUUGACUGUCUGUAAACCCUACAGUACUAUCCCAGGUCAAGCCGCCCUUGUGACUCAGACACCUUCAGGGCCUGGAAGUCAAAACCAGGCCACGGCUGCACACUGUUCUCAAAGCAGAUCCCCUACAAGAAUAUUAGAAACAGAACAUAAACAGUCAGACCAUCCCUCAAACCUGUGAGACUCAGACGCACCCUCCUUUUAACACCUGAGCAAAAGCAAGUUCAUCUCUUUGUUGGCAUUGUCUCAGCCUUUACUUUUCCAACAUUUAGCAGAAAGAGUGAGUGUCAGUGUUAAAAACAAUCACAGCAAAUAUCAGUGGUUUCAAAGGAAACUCCAGGAUUUUUCAGCUUCUGCCCUAUUUAUUUAUUGAGGGGUUGUCAAGAUUUUACUCGGGCCUGAAACACAAAUUAGUCCAGUUUUGAGUUAAUAUGCUAAGACUUAAUGGACUAACCACCUAUACAAUGUCUAUGGAGCAAGCUAAAAGAAAGCAAAAAUAAAAUUAGACUGCUCCUUGUCAUCAAUGAAGUCAAGUCUGGGAGCUGGUGCCAUGUGCCGAAUGAAAAACUGAACCCCAAAACAUUUAAAAACAGGGCAAAAGUUGAAAAAUCUCAGCAUCCCCCUUUUAAAUGAUGGUGGACAGUGAUAGGUUUUGUGUGUGUGUGUGUGUGUGUGUGUGUGUGUGUGUGUGUGUGUGUGUGUGUGUGUGUGUGUGUGUGUGUGUGUGUGUGUGUGUGUGUGUGUGUGUGUGUGUGUGUGUGUGUGUGUUUACUGCAGGAUAUCAUUUCCUUGGACAAAGCCUGUUGUUGUGUAUGUAUAGCACCUCAUGACAAUACCAGACAUUCCCUGUAACAUAUUGUAACACCACUGCAUAGUUUGCAUAAGGAAUUGUUUAAAUCCUCCUGUCUGAGUUACAAUAUGAUUUCAUUACCUUUUAGCAAACCCUUUCAGUUGGAAAACAAUAAAUGAAACCAAAAACUGCUUUCCUUUUUUAUAUCCUGUCCUACAGUUGUGUGAAUGCGAAGUUAUUCUAAAGAUGCUCAAGGAGAGACAGACUGCACUUUUCUUGUUGCAGAAACCACCUGCUGUAAGAGCUUGAUGACUGCAUGUCUUCUCCGAUACUGUUUCGGCAAUAUUGCACACAGUGGAAAAAAUUGCAAGUAAUGAAUGUAACGUGUAAUGUUCUGCUGAACAUGAGUGCAGUGAUGACGAGAAUUAUCAUUUAGCCGCGGGCACAUCUGAUAGUUUCAUUCAAAUAAAUGAGUUGGCAGAGAGCGAAUAAGGACAUAGAGGCAGAUUUCUCGAUCUGCAGCUGCUGUGGAUUGUGAUGAGCAGCUAAUGCCAACUCAUUUCACUCUGAGAACAGAUGCAGAACAUACACCUGAGCCAAGGCCUGUGUGCUGUUAUCUCAGUAUGCAAUAAUCUGUUUUUCUUUAUAAAGGUACUGUAAAUCUAAGCACUUUUGAUUUCCAGUUGGGCAAGAUGGUAAGAGAGGCUGUUUUAGUGACAUCACAAAAAGCUAUGGAGUUGUAACACAGCAAUUGUGGAUCAUUGCAAAUAGAGAAGUCAUGAUGCAAUAAGACUGCACCAGUCAACAAAGGGCUAAAAGCAGUUACACAGACAAAUGGCUAAAAUGUAACCCUAAACGGGUCAUAUUGCUGCAUAUUUAUCACUUUUGGUUGGAUAUUGAUUGUAAACUCUGGCUUUUGUUGCUGAACAUGAACAUGCAGAUUGUGAUGUGUUGUUUUAAUAAGAACUCUGUCACAGAUUGCUUUUGUUUCUCUCAAUGCACCAAUAGAGACAUCGCAAGUCCCUGCACAUGUUAAUAAAUUAUGUUUCGUUGUGGACCUGUAGCCAGAGCUAGGAACACCUGGUCACCAGGUUAACCCAUCAGCUGUCUGGUUCUUGACCUGGCAUGGAGGUUUUCUGUUGCUUUAAUCCUGCUCAGUCAGAGAUAUGCUGUCAAUGACUUGUCAGUCAGCCGUCAAUGGGAUUGAUCAAUCCUUCAUUGCUUUUCUGAGGCAGUGGCUCACAUUGAGUGUAAGGUUGAGUGCAUUCAUUUUAUCUUAUCUUUUUUUUUUUUGCUGCCUUUUAAUCACCAAUUGAUCAAGUUAAUUGUGUAUGUUGAGAAUAUUUAUGUUAGCUGCUGAAUUCAAUGCAAUAAAACAACAAUGUCAAAGAUGA
Thalassophryne amazonica is the source of this 5549-nucleotide messenger RNA. Its product is annotated as potassium/sodium hyperpolarization-activated cyclic nucleotide-gated channel 4-like. The transcript is spliced from 9 exons. Bases 1 to 2400 code for a protein of 799 amino acids. Gene Ontology annotation, cellular component: membrane. Gene Ontology annotation, molecular function: voltage-gated potassium channel activity. Gene Ontology annotation, biological process: transmembrane transport; potassium ion transport. NCBI's taxonomy places the organism in Eukaryota, Metazoa, Chordata, Actinopteri, Batrachoidiformes, Batrachoididae. The record is from RefSeq and is a predicted model, not a curated record.